Molecule: messenger RNA, 585 nt
Organism: Penicillium daleae
Lineage: Eukaryota; Fungi; Ascomycota; Eurotiomycetes; Eurotiales; Aspergillaceae
Product: putative histidine acid phosphatase
Exons: 2
Coding region: 1-585 (194 amino acids)
Cellular component (GO): fungal-type cell wall
Molecular function (GO): acid phosphatase activity
Source: RefSeq, a predicted model, not a curated record
AUGGUGAAGAGCGCGCAGGCGUUUAUCUCCGGCUUUACGAACAAUCACACAAGUCUCAUCAACCUGAACCCAGGCCGAGGAAAGCAAAAAGGCGGGAGCGAAUUCAUUGACUCCUUACAAGAGCUGCAAAGCACACAGCUUUCGGAAAAAUAUAGAAAGCCCAUAAUCGCACGGUUCAAUGCCGAGGCACCAUCCUUCAACUUUACUGCAGGUGAUAUAACCGGCAUGUUCGAGUUGUGCGGGCAUGAGAGCGUUAUUCGCGGCUCUUCUCCUUUUUGCUCUCUCGCUCUAUUCAACUCGGAUGAGUGGCUGGGAUUUGAGUACGCGAACGACCUGAUAUACUUCCACAACACGGGAUACUGCCGGGGCCUAUCUCCUGUUCUCGGAUUUCGGUGGGUCAACGCCAGUGUCACGACAUUGAAGGACGAGUCUUUAUGUCAAGAGCUAUACGUAUCAUUCACUCAUCGCGAAGUCCCACCGACUGUCAUCGCAGCGUUGGGUGUGAAUAAUAAUAGUGCGUACACGGGAGCAAAUAACGUGAGCGAGACUAUGUCUGAGAAUGGUAUCAACUACAACCGUGCAUAG